This is a messenger RNA of Lynx canadensis (Canada lynx), 4057 nucleotides long. It is a transcript of the gene SPEF1, whose product is annotated as sperm flagellar 1. Gene Ontology annotation, molecular function: microtubule binding. The transcript has 6 exons. Gene Ontology annotation, cellular component: axoneme. Bases 2424 to 3326 code for a protein of 300 amino acids. Gene Ontology annotation, biological process: regulation of cytoskeleton organization. Lineage: Eukaryota; Metazoa; Chordata; Mammalia; Carnivora; Felidae. The record is from RefSeq and is a predicted model, not a curated record.
ACAUGGAACCAAGCGUUGAGAGGGCGGCCACAGCCUACACCCUGACUGGGGUGAGGGACCACCUCCAUAUCUAAGUAUUAUCCAAGCUUGGGGAGGAAGGGGUCUUUAGUGUAUCUCCUUGGGUUUGAGGAAGUGGGGCCUUAUCCUGCUUUGGGGUUAGAAAGAAGAAGCUCAGGAUCAGUUGGCUAGGAGGGAAGGGAGGGAGCCAGCAAUCCCUGUUGGACCAAAUUAAACUGGGAACUAGGCCUAUCAAGCCCAUUAAAGUUGGUCCUUGUAGGAGUGGGGCCAGAAGGCAGAGCAAAAGGAGUGUUGGGGCAACUCCUGUGGUCCAGGUUGGAGUUCGGAGGUACAUACAGGGCCUCCCUUGGUUUACUUUUGAUGCUUAAAGAGGGAGCCCUAAUUUAGGCCUUUCAGUGAUUAGCAUUUCCGAGCCUGGUGGCUGGUUAUCCUGGGGAAAGUACAGGAGGAAGAUAAAAUUCCUGGGGUACAUUGCACCCCCAAGAGGCUGAGGAAGAAUGGGCAACUCGCUUUGUGGUGCCCUCCAGGGGGCACCCCAGUCCAAAGGUGAAGAUUGGUGCCUCUGCUGAUCUCUAACCCCUUUUCUGCUGUCAGGGCCCAGCCCCUCCCUCAUUGAGGCCCUCAGGCCCCCUUGGUUCCAACUAGGGGAGGGCCUGGGCUUGGGGAGGCCAGGCAGCUCUGGGCCCCAAACCGGUUUUCCCACCUUCACCAGGGCUGGCACAUCACCACUGUGGUUCCCUCCCCACUACUUCCUUUCAGUUCUUCCUCUCUCCACCCUGGAAUGUUGGGGGUGGGGGGAUAUCUAGGCCAUCUUUUGUCCCUUGCCUGCCCUGGGUGUGGUCCCUUCCAGAAAGGCAAGACCAAUGUGUAUGAUUUUAAAACAAGAAGGUAGAGUGACGAUUCCAUGCUUGGCCUUCCACACUCCUGGAACUCAGGGUUUCCCUGUAAGCCUUAAAGGCAAUGAAACUAAGUGACGGCAAAAAGUAGUUGGGAUUCCCUUUACCCCCAUCUGAGCUAUGGAAGAGGAAACUGGAAAGUCCCAAGGAAGCCCAGCCUACCCCCUGGCCUGCUCUGGAGUAAGAUGGGAGCGGUAGGUUUCUCCCCAGGUGCCCCUGUUCAACCCAGUCCCUCAUCUCAAAUACCAACAAGGCAAAUCAUUUCCAUUUGUCUUCUCUUCUGCUGGAACUGAGAUCAUCUCAAUAAUGAUGGCACCAAGUGAUGUUAAUAGGGCCCUUGCUGUGUGCCAGGCGCUGUGCUAAGCACUUUAGAUGCUCACAAAACCCCUAUGAGGUAGGUGAAACCACGAGAAAACAGACACACAGAGGUCCAGUAAUGUGCCCAAAGCCACAUUGCUAGUCUUGGGUGGAAGCAAACUUUCUUCCCUGGCUGACCCUAGGAGCCCCUUUACUGCUACUUUGUGUCCUUUCACUAUGGCAGAACCCACAUCCCUAACCCUUCUAAAAAUAGUGCUCCUUUGAAAUGGAACUGGCUACUGAAGUCCAUUUUUAACCCAUGGAAGAACAGCUCUUUGGAGGGAGAUGAGGGAUUAUGGGAGUGUUUACAGGAGCUAUUGCAGCGUUUAUACCUGUAGCCAAUUCCCAUAUCCUCAGUCCCCAUACAAAUGCAGAUCUGUAAGUACCCUUCCCAUUUUCCUCCCUCUUACCCCACUGGGACAAAUAGAACCAUUCCCACUUCACAAAGGGGGAAAAUAAGGUUAAGGAGUUAAAUAACCUGCCCGAGGCACUGGCCUUGAGCCCUAGUAUUGUCCUUGGGAGUCUGGGUGACAUAUUAAAUGCCCUACCAGGACACUGCUGGGAAGGGCAGUAGUGGUGAUGGCCUUAAUAGCACAGAGCUUUGAGGAGGGACCCAGCAAGGAGGCACUGUCACACAGCCUAUCACACAAUCCAGGUGGGAAGCAGCAGAUGAUUAAUUACAGUGGACACCCAGAUAAAGCUGAGGAACAUUGGGAUGCUGCCUUCAUUUGGGACUGAUAGCUGAAGGAUCCAGAAGGGGAAUCUCGGCCCUGAGGAUGCUGGGGCAGGGAUUCUGAGGGCCCAGUUGGGUUUGGCAGGUCCCAGGGUGGGCCAGUGGCUGAUCAGGUGGAGUGGGCGCAGAUGCUGGGAGGACAAGGCCACCUAAUCGCCUAUUCAAAGCUGGGGCCUGAGAGUAGGUAGAGGGAGAAAACUACAAUUCCCAGAAGCCCCUGUUCCCCUCCGAGUCAAGGAUAGUUGCCAUGGUUUCAGGAAACAAUAUGGCUGCUCCCAGCUGGGAAGCGAGUUUCCCGGUUUGAGAGGCAGAGGCCGGUCUGGGCGCCUUCGGUGGCGAAAGAAGAGGCAUCUGAGAGAUCGUGCGGUUUGGCGCUGACGCUGCACGACUGGAACGGUCUUGCCUUCCUGGGGGUGCCAAUGGCUGGCAGCGUGGACGAGGAGGCGUUGCACCAGCUGUACCUGUGGGUAGACAACAUCCCCCUAUCCCGGCCCAAGAGAAAUCUCUCCAGGGACUUCAGUGAUGGAGUCCUGGUCGCAGAAGUCAUCAAGUUUUACUUCCCCAAGAUGGUGGAGAUGCACAAUUAUGUCCCUGCCAACUCUCUCCAACAGAAGCUCAACAACUGGGGUCACCUAAACAGGAAGGUGCUGAACAAGCUGAACUUCUCGGUACCAGAGGACGUGAUGCGCAAGAUCGCGCAAUGCGCGCCAGGCGUGGUGGAGUUAGUGCUCAUUCCGCUGAGGCAGCGCCUGGAGGAGCGCCAGAGGCGCAGAAAGCAGGGCGCGGGCUCCUUACAGGUGCCACCCCACUCAAGUUUCUCCCACUACUUGUGGGAGCUUCCCAGGCAGCGGGAAGCCCCGCCUUGGCAAGAAGUGUGGGAGAAGGGUGUCUGGCAAAGGGAGCCUGGUCUUGGAGACCACGGAAGAGACAUGGGGCUCCUUGGAGAUGAGCGAAUCCUACCUCACAGUAAACCCUGGGGGUUCUUUCAGGAGCUGGCUCCCCAGGAUGGCACUGGCUACAUGGAUGUGGGUUUGUCCCAGAAGGCCCGAGGGGAAGGUGCCCCGGACCCCCAGGGAGGAGGGCAGCUCAGGGGGGGCCGGCUGCUGGCGCCCCGACCUCCGGGAUAUAGUCAGGCACUGCAGGGCGACCCAAGCUUCGUCCUCCAGAUCGCUGAAAAGGAGCAGGAGCUGUUGGCCUCUCAGGAGACCGUGCAGGUCCUGCAGAUGAAGGUGAGGCGCUUAGAGCAUUUGCUGCAGCUCAAGAACGUGCGCAUCGACGAUCUCUCCCGGCGGCUCCAGCAGGCAGAGCGUAAGCAGCGGUGAGCGGCGGCCGGGGCCGCGCGGGGACUCCCCAGUACCCGCCAGAGCCCGGACGCCGAGACCGACGCACCCACCCACGCACCCACCGACGGACUGACGGAUCUACCGGCGCGCGGAGCCAGCAGCUCCAAAGAGCCUCAUGGGGCGCCAGCGCUCCCCUCCCUUGGGGGUGGGGGUGAGUUGGGGGGCAGUGAGGCAGGAGCCCUCAGAACGUGGCCCCCCGGACUGACCCACCUCCUUCCACUCCAUCCGGGUCAGGAGAAUGGACCGCUUUCCAGAACCCAGAAGCCACGUGCAGAGACCUGGCAUGCUCCCCAAAGCCAUGCCCGACACCAGGGGCCCCACCUUGGUGCUCCCUGUUCUGGGCCUUAGGGGGCGGUGCCCCAACUCGGUGCACACCGCUAGAAACAGGUCCCCGCCCAGCCCUGAGGACAGCGGCGUCUCCAUCCGGGCUAGUUCUCUGCGCCCUGGACCUCGGGGGAAGCUGCCCAAGGCAGCUGAGGGAGAAGCUUCCCUCUCCGGCGCGCUCACCUGGGGCCCAACUCGAGGCUGGAGAGCACAGCAGCUGGAGAGGAAGGGGUGAGGAGUGGCUUCAGCCAGGAGUGGGGAGCAGGCUUCAGCCUGUUCCAAACACCCUUCCCUCCCCUCCUGGGGGGGGGGGCACCUUUGAGAAUGUUUUGGAGAUACAGGACCGCACUACCGCCAUUAAAGAAGUUGUACUAUCUUUCCUGCGA